AUGAGUCUUUGCGUUCUUCUCACGAACACGUGCAACAAUUUUAACGCCCCCCUGUUGUAUAAGCCAACUGCAAGGAGCGCCGGCAACGUUGCUCACUCGAAUGACGCGCAGAGGAGACGGCACGGUCGCAAUGAUCUUCAGGUCACGAGAAAGAACCCCCUAUACAUCAACCAACUGUUCAAAAGCAGUAUCUGCAGCUGGAAGAGGAGGACGAUUAAGGUGAGCAAACUGGCAUCCCACAGAAUGGCAUCCACCACCAGCGUUGAUAAAUCCCAGGGGGACCUCUUGCAGAAAUUAAAGCAAAAUUUGGUCAUCGGGGAGAACCCAGCGUUUAUCCAGGAGAGGCUAACUAAGUACAAUCAUUUGAAGGAGAAGAAGCGAAUCGAAAGGGAGGAGCUACUCAAGAGUGACGCAAAAUUGACGAGAAGCAUAAAUGUGCAGCUUCUUGAUGGGUCGGUGAAGGUGGGACAGUGCAAUGUGACGACCCCGUUUCAGAUUGCCAGCUCCAUUUCGAAGAGGCUGGCGGAGGACUCCAUCGUGGCGCGCGUGACAUACGUGGAGAAGGUGGACCUGGAGCUCUGCGACAUAGAGGAGGAGCAAGAAGGAGGGGAAGCGAACGAAGCGAACGAAGCGGAGGGAGCGAAGGAUGACACCGUGAGUUGCAGCGCCGAACAGGGCGGCGAAACGGCCCUCCUGUGGGACAUGAACGUGCCACUGCUCGGAAGCUGCAAAAUUGAGUUCCUCACCUUGGAGCACGAGGAGGCGAAGAAGACCUUCUGGCACUCCUCCGCACACAUCCUAGGCAGCAGCUUGGAGAAGCUCUUCGGAGGCUACCUCACCAUCGGACCCCCCCUCAAGGAAGGCUUCUACUACGAUAUAUACCUACGCGAAUUUUCCAUAACGAAUGAACACUACAAAAAAAUAGAAGACGAAUUUAACAAGCUGAUAAAAGAAAACGCAGAGUUUGAGAAACUCAUCUGUACGAAAGACGAAGUGAUGGAUCUGUUUCAAUAUAAUCCCUUCAAGUUAGAAUUGAUCAGAUCGAAAAUACCAGAAAAUAAAAAAACCUCCGUGUAUAGGUGUGGGAAUUUUAUCGACCUCUGUCUAGGACCACAUAUAAAAAGCACAGGGAAGGCAAAAGCAUUCAAGGUGUUAAAAAACUCAGCUGCCUACUGGUUAGGAAAUAAAAACAAUGAAAGUUUACAGCGAAUUUAUGGCAUCACUUUUCAGAAAAAAACGGAAUUAAAUGAAUAUUUAACCUUCUUGGAAGAAGCAAAAAAAAGAGAUCAUCGUAAUGUAGGCAAAAAAUUGCAUUUCUUUUUUUUCGACAAAGAUACCUCCCCAGGGUCAUGCUUCUGGUUACCUCAUGGAGCAAAGAUAUACAAUAAAUUAAUCGAUUUUGUUAGAAGAGAAUAUAGAAUAAGGUCCUACGACGAAGUGAUCACCCCGAAUGUUUUCAGUUGUGAUCUGUGGAAGACCUCGGGACAUUACCAAAAUUACAAAGAUUGUAUGUUCAUUUUUAAUGUAGAACAGAAAGAGUGGGGAAUGAAGCCUAUGAACUGUCCUGGACAUUGUGUCAUGUUUAAGCAGUUAAAUACGUCAUACAGGUCAUUACCGAUCAGAUUAGCUGACUUUGGGGUUCUACACAGGAAUGAAAUCUCUGGUAGUUUGAGUGGCCUUACUAGAGUACGCAGAUUUCAACAGGAUGACUCGCACAUUUUUUGUACUUUUGAGCAGAUAAAGGAGGAAGUGUUAAGCACUCUUCAUUUCAUAUUUUUCAUUUAUGACCUAUUUGGAUUUAAAUACGAAUUGUUCUUAUCCACGAGACCGAAGAAGUUUAUUGGGAAUAUCUCCACUUGGGAUUUUGCGGAGCAGGCUUUAAAGGACGCUCUCAAUUCAGCCAAUAUCACGUGGAAACUCAACGAAGGAGAUGGAGCUUUUUAUGGCCCCAAAAUUGAUAUACUACUCAGGGACAGCAUUAACCGAACCCAUCAGUGCGGCACCAUCCAGCUGGACUUCCAGCUUCCCUCCCGAUUCAACCUCCAGUACAAGAACAGGGACUUUGGGGCACUCAACGAGGAAAGCGGCACGGCCAAGCGGGACGAGGAAGUAGCGGAAAGGGUGGAAGUAGCUGAUGGAAAUCCUCCCCACAAUCAGAACACACCUUCCGACCUCACCGUGGAUACGGCAGAGCAGCUCAAAAGGGGCUUCGAUCGACCAGUUAUUAUCCACAGAGCUAUCCUCGGCUCCGUGGAAAGGUUCGUCGCCAUUCUGAUAGAGCACACGGCUGGAAAGCUGCCCUUCUGGAUCUCUCCCAGGCAAGCCAUCGUCCUCCCCGUAAGUGACAAAUUUAAUGAUUACGCCAAUUACGUGUACCAAACGCUCAACAAUCACUUCUUCGAUGUGGAGAUUGACACCUCACUGAACACGCUGAACAAGAAAAUACGGGAAGCGCAACUCAACCAGUUUAACUUCAUUCUUGUCGUGGGGGAGAAGGAGCUAACGACCAACACGGUGACUGUGCGAAACAGGGACGACCAGAACAACCACGAGGUGUGCUCCCUGGAGGAGCUCAUCGCUCGUUUCAGGAAGCUCCUCGAGGUCAACUCGAUGCCCUUCAACCAGGUGAAGCCCUUCAGCCAGUGGGAGCCUCUCCAGUGA
Plasmodium inui San Antonio 1 is the source of this 2661-nucleotide messenger RNA. RefSeq names its product threonyl-tRNA synthetase. NCBI's taxonomy places the organism in Eukaryota, Apicomplexa, Aconoidasida, Haemosporida, Plasmodiidae. The record is from RefSeq and is a predicted model, not a curated record. Gene Ontology annotation, molecular function: ATP binding; threonine-tRNA ligase activity. Gene Ontology annotation, cellular component: cytoplasm; mitochondrion. Gene Ontology annotation, biological process: threonyl-tRNA aminoacylation. The transcript has a single exon. The coding region runs from base 1 to 2661 and encodes 886 amino acids.